Messenger RNA from Dentiscutata erythropus, 146 nucleotides. The record is from the annotation of a GenBank genome assembly. NCBI's taxonomy places the organism in Eukaryota, Fungi, Glomeromycota, Glomeromycetes, Diversisporales, Gigasporaceae.
AGCCUGAUCAUCAUGUAAAAAAAAAGCAUCCAGUUGAACAAGUGAAAGAUUAUGAUACUCAGAUACUUGAAGCAAAUAUUGAUGAUGAUUGUAACACACAGAUAUCUUUAUUAAAUAAUGGUCUUACAUUUGCCGAUCAAAUUUAA